AUGUCAUCCUUCGUCGAUUUGGGUGUGUGCAAAGAACUUUGCGAUGUUUGCCAAGAAUUAGGCUGGAAAAAGCCUACAGAAAUUCAAUCGAAGGUGAUUCGUGUUGCAUUGUCUGGGAAAGAUAUAAAUCUUUUGGCCAAACCACGCUAUAAUUAUGCUUUAAUUCUCACCCCUACUCGAGAACUUGCCAUGCAAAUUAGACAGCAUUUUAUUGACCUUGGAUCCAAGUUUGGUCUUCAGGUAAUAUGCUUGGUUGGUGGGCAGCAUGUUGAAGACCAACAAAGAGCCCUGAAGCAAACCAAGCAUCAUAUCAUUGUCGGAACACCUGGUCGUGUCCUUCAUCAUAUUGAACAUACCAAAGAACUUAUUCUUCACAAACUUCAUUAUUUUGUAUUGGAUGAAGCUGAUCACUUGCUUGGAGGAAACUUUGAAACUGAGUUAAAUGUUAUACUAUCUCGACUUCCAGAUAAACGGAAGACUUAUCUCUUUUCAGCUACAAUGUCAAAAAACCUUGAAAAGGUUCAAUCAGCCUGUCUUCGAAUGCCAGUUCGGUUAGAAACCGCUUCGAAGUAUACAACCGUUCAGAAUCUUGAUCAUGCAUUCGUGUUUCUACCUGAUCAGAGAAAGGAUAUUUACGUUGCUAAGUUGCUUGUCGAUCUCGGUGGAAGUACAACUAGUGAGUCCCGAACGAUUGUAUUCGUCGCUACAGCUAGAGAAUCCAUACUUGUGGGGGAGAUGCUAAGGCACAUUACGAGCAAAGAUGGAGUGGUCAUUUUGAAUGGUUCUAUGCCGCAAGAAAAGCGAGUUAGCGCUCUGCAGAAAUUCAAAUCGUCGGAAGCCAAUAUUUUGGUCGCUACGGAUGUAGCUUCAAGGGGUCUUGAUAUCCCAGAAGUCCAGUUGGUAAUCAACUAUGACGUUCCCAGCAAUCCGACAUCAUGGAGUGAGGCUGCCAAGUCCUACAUUCACCGUGUCGGUCGAACUGCUAGGGCAGGCCGACCUGGACGUGCUAUCACUCUUGUCACACCCUACUCUGUCACUCGGCUACGGAUUAUCGAGUCGGUUCUGGGCACACUGAUUCCUCAAUUGGCUUGGGUUGAUCCUACCAGAACUGAUUCACAACUCAUUCGAUUGAUUGAUGAGGCCUCUAUCCAUGCUAAAUCGGUUCUUCGCUUGAAUGACAAGAGGCAGAAACAACUGGAGGCCAGACGAGCGAAAAGGAGACGUUUGGGUCCCGAAGUGGAUGGAAACGAGUCUCAUCCUGAUGACUUUGAUGAAGAGGCAUAG
Molecule: messenger RNA, 1284 nt
Organism: Rodentolepis nana
Lineage: Eukaryota; Metazoa; Platyhelminthes; Cestoda; Cyclophyllidea; Hymenolepididae
Source: the annotation of a GenBank genome assembly